UCGCUCCCCAGAGAGAGACAGUGAAGGGGAAGAGGCUGGGACUCUACUACUUGCUACUUGUUGUUGCCUGCCUCAAGAAGCGUGAGUGGUUAUCCAGCUCGCAGACGCCGGUUUAAAUAACUUAACAUAAUAACGUAAUCUUAACUCUUGAUUCAAACUAACUAUGAAAGGGGCUAAGUUUAUUUCUUAAGAGGAAAAAAGUACUUCUGAAGUGAAUACAAGGACACUGGGUUGACAGAUCUAACCUGCAGCUUGGCCUAACCUGCUUUCCCUCAUGGAGCUAGAUACUUUUAAUGCCAUGCUGUGGAACCUGUCAGGAUAAACCAUAUCGUAGAAGACAAAAGAGUUGAGGAUGAUGGCCGAAGGGCGUUUUGCCAGUCUGCCCCGCUCCCUGCACCACCCCUCUCUGGGAGGAGGGGGGGCCCACACUCCUCUGACCGGACCCUCGUACUCACUGGGGGCCCCAAACACCUGCUCAUCCCGAAGGCUACAGGGGUCACUGGCCUCCUCCAUGGACCUGCUCAGCUCCAGGUCUGGUCUUCCAUCAGGCCCGGGUGGCAGCCUAUCAGAGCUCUCUCCUUCAUCUCACCAAGUGUCCAUUCAUGGCACUCUCCCUCGACGAAAGAAAGUGGGACACACCCUGGUCCAGAGCAGUUACACCUGGGACCCCCGUGGCAAACACUACCCCACUCCCCCUCUAAGCCCUGGGCCUGUCCAGCCUCUGCAAUCUCCGCUUGUCCAGAACAUUAAAGAGGACUUCCACGGAUACAGGGACCCCACCGCAGGCCUGGACACAACUGUGGACUAUGUUAAGUUCUCGAGAGACCAGUUCAUUUUGGACUGUCCUCCAGAGAAGCUUCGGCGAGAACUGGAGGAGGAGCUGAAAAUGAACGGAGAUGAGCCCAGGAGCCACGCAUGGUACCACGGAGCCAUACCCAGACAGGUCGCAGAAAACCUGGUCCAGCGAGAUGGAGACUUCCUGGUUCGUGAUUCGCUGUCAAGUCCAGGAAGUUACGUGAUGACCUGCCAAUGGAGAAACGCUGCUCAGCACUUUAAAAUUAAUAAGAAGGUUGUGAUGUUGAAUGAAGCCUAUUCCAGAGUGGAGUAUCGUCUGGAUAAAGAAGGAUUUGACAGCGUCCCUGCGCUUAUCAGAUACUACGUCGGCAACAGAAAACCAGUCGCACAGGUUGUAGGAGCCAUCAUCUUUCAGCCCAUAAACCGAUCGUUACCUCUUCGCUGUUUGGAGGAGAAGUAUGGUCUGUCCAGUCCCCAGAGAGAGGCAAGUCUGUCCGCACAGGAGAAGAGGAACCAAAAACGCCUCAGUCUAAACAUCACCAACGGACACGCCCACGAAAAACACAACCUGCACGAUGUGUCUCCCUGCCAGGACAACGGGCUGACCAGAGGACACCAGCUUAGGUUGAAAGAUCGCUGUGGCAGUCAACCGGCCAGCCUCAAUCAGAUCCUGGAAAGACGACGGCCACUCAAGGCCCACCAGUCAGAAAGCUUCUUACCUCUUGGUUGUAAACCAGCUCUGUCUCCAGACACACAACCCCCCAGUCCAAAGCCCAAGUCCCCAGUGUUUCGAACAGGAAGUGAGCCGGUCCUCAGCCCCUCCUUCCCCCGGAGGACAGGAGAGAUAGGCCAGGCCAUAAGAGGCUCUGACAGUCAGCUGUGUCCCAAACCUCCUCCUAAACCAAGUAAGGUGCUUCUGUCCCGCCUCCCUCGCUCACCUGCACUUCAGCCCUUAGCCCCGCCCACCAGCCAAUCAGAAACCUGCACCACUGUAUCCAGUCGGACUACUGCUUCUUCUGAUUCACUUUGUCUGGACACUCCAAACUCAAUGUGGAGAAGUACGGCUUCUCCAGGAGUAAGACCCCACUACCUCCUCCUCCCUCCAGAUGCCUCAGAGGUUGUCCACCUUCCUGAAUUGGACUCAUGUUUGGGACCAGACCAGAGACAGCCCAGCCCUGCAGAUCUCAGGUCCAACAGCCCGCUCCGAGGUCCAGACACUAAAUCCUACAACGGUUCUAUGGACAACCUAGCUGUCCCCUGCAGUUACGUAGACAGACUGACCAAAAACGGACACACUGAAAUUGAUAAUGACUCAGAAGGACACAGGAGAGGGCUGGAUCGGAGCUCGUACCACAACGCUAUUGCUGCUUUGGAAAACACUAGUGAAGAAGAGGAAGAUAAUCUGGGGAAAGAGGAAGAGGAGUAUGAAAAUGAUAUUGAAUGCAGUUUUCUGAGGCCAGUGAUAGAGAUUGAAUCAGCUUUUAACCCAAGCACAUUUGAUACCCGCCUGCUCCCUGAGGUGAACAAACCCCUGGAGAUGUCUGUGCUGAAGAGAGCCAAAGAGCUGCUGCUGAGUCACGACCACCACAGCAUCGCCCGCCACCUGCUUGUGGCCGACUGCCAGGUUGCGAGGAUACUUGGAGUAACUGCAGAGGUCAAAGGUCGGAUGGGUGUGGCCUCAGGACUGGAGCUAGUCACUCUGCCUCACGGUCAACAACUCAGACUGGACCUGAUGGAGAGGCACCACACGAUGGCGAUCGGAGUGGCGGUAGAUAUUCUGGGGUGCACAGGCAGUGUGGAGGAGCGGGCGUCCACUCUGAACAGGAUUAUUCUAGUGGCUGUGGAGCUGAAGGACACUGUGGGAGACCUGUUUGCCUUCACUGCUUUGAUGAAAGCUCUGGACAUGCCCCAGAUUACUCGGUUAGAAGAAACAUGGACUGUUCUUCGGAGAAACUUCACGCAAACAGCAAUAGGUUACGAGAAAAUCCUCAAACCUUUUUACAAGAACUUAUAUGAAGGCACAGCAACUAUUGGUACUCUGGUCUGUGUUCCUCUCUUGGUGCCCCUGCUCACCCUGAUGGAGCGCCCACCCAUGGGUCCUGAUGGGGCGGAGCUUUGGGAGACCAGUGACCAUGGCUGUGACAUCAUGCUGCGCCACCUGGAGGCAGCUCGAGAAAUGGCGCACAACUCUGAAAGCUAUACCACAAAUGCACACAAGAUCUUGCAAGGUUUUGAGAUUGACAAAGAUCUAUUGGAGGUUUUCAAGACAGACUUUCAGCUUCGCCUGCUAUGGGGAAGCAGAGGAGCAACCGUCAACCAAUCAGAUCGCUACAACAAGUUUAACCUCAUCCUCACCGCGUUGUCACGGAAACUGGAGCCCCCUCCCAAAACACAGACAUUAAUCUGACUUCAUCCAAAUGUGGGCAUACACCACGGCACGAAGUUUAAAAACAUUGAUUAAAUACGCAGUUGUUUUGGGUCCACCGAUUGGAUUUAAGAAGAUUAUAAAACUAAAGACGCAGGUUUGAAUCAUUUAACCUAUUGACCCAAAACCUCCAGGUAACAAAAGCUGAGCCACCUGGCAUGGUUUGGAGAUGAAACAAAAAUGAUUUAAAGGUGCACUAUGUAAUUUUUCUGGCCUGAUUGUCUCCAUUGAGAUCUCAGUGCUUUACCUGGAAUGUUCCACAGUAUGGCAUUUAACUUACCUUUCUAGCAUUUGUUUCAGUAAAAAUGCUCAUAAAUAUAGUAAAAGCAUGCGUUCUUACUGUGAGUGGGGUUGCCUCUCCACAGAUGCAACUUGUAACUUGGUCGAGUGGCACCACUGGUUCGACUACAUGGAGAAAGCUACGUUUAAUGCCAUACUGUGUGAUAUUUUAUUUUACAUUAUGGAUAAAAUGGGCAAUAAAAAUGAGUACACUGUCAAGUUACUAUGCAUCUGUUUGAGGUGGUGGACACUAACCCAGACAGGUUUAAGUUGUGAGUAGCUGUAAUUAUGUCAAUCAUGGAUUCUGCAGCACUUUGUUUUAAGAGCCUGUAUACACAAAUAUUUAUGAUCAUAACAAAUAUGAGUCACUGUUGAACUGUUUAACCAUUUUAUUACAGCAUAACAAAACCCUAGUCUGUUACUUGUAGCUGUGUUUAAACUGGGCCUGUAUCCUGAAGAGCAUGUUACUGAAUUAGCUUUUUGCCCCACUCACUUCUCUCAUGCUGAUGUUCAACCAUGAUAAACAACUGUGUGGGAUUGUUGUUUCCAUAUAGUCCUCAUGCAACAAAAGCUCCUGAUUGGAUAAAGCCAUCUGUUCUUGGUAGUUGCUUCCUUUUUGUUCUCACAAUAUAUCAUUAAAUCAUCUUUUAAUUACAAGCUUUUAAAUUAUACUUUAUGGAAUAAAAGUCAGGUACAAGCCCUUUAAAUUAAAGGUGCACUAUGUAACUUUUCUGGACUUGAACCACUACCUGCUUGUCUCCAUGAAGAUGCUAUGCAUUGUAACAAAUUUAUCUAGCAUGAAGUCAAAUACAAAUGUCUAAAAGUAUGUAAAAAUACCUUUAAUUUCUGACUGUGAAUUCUCUGGCCUUUCCACAGAUCUGCUCUGUAACUUGGUAUCAUGGUGUCACCUGCUUGUCUCCAUGGUGAUACAUAUGUUCAAUGCAAAUUUAACCUUCUACUGCAAACCAAACCAGAAAAAUUACACUGUUCACCUUAAAAUCCCAAAAAUUUCUACACCUGUAAAAUGAAGCCUGAGUGGUCAUGUUGUUCUAAAGUAACAUUAACAUGAUUUAAACUGUGUGUAAAUUAUUUGUAGCAUUAGCAUGUUAAUAAGACUGUACAUAUUUUAUUGUAGCAGACUGUAAAAAUGUGGAUGUAUUUUAAUGUUUAUAUUGUAAGCACCAGUGAAAAGAUUAAUAAAUAUGUUGU
Molecule: messenger RNA, 4708 nt
Organism: Boleophthalmus pectinirostris (great blue-spotted mudskipper)
Lineage: Eukaryota; Metazoa; Chordata; Actinopteri; Gobiiformes; Gobiidae
Gene: bcar3
Product: BCAR3 adaptor protein, NSP family member
Exons: 18
Coding region: 353-3202 (949 amino acids)
Biological process (GO): positive regulation of peptidyl-serine phosphorylation; small GTPase-mediated signal transduction
Molecular function (GO): phosphotyrosine residue binding; guanyl-nucleotide exchange factor activity
Source: RefSeq, a predicted model, not a curated record